Messenger RNA from Biomphalaria glabrata, 2738 nucleotides. RefSeq names its product beta-1,4-N-acetylgalactosaminyltransferase bre-4-like. Lineage: Eukaryota; Metazoa; Mollusca; Gastropoda; Planorbidae. The record is from RefSeq and is a predicted model, not a curated record. Gene Ontology annotation, biological process: glycosphingolipid biosynthetic process; carbohydrate metabolic process. The transcript is spliced from 11 exons. Gene Ontology annotation, molecular function: N-acetyl-beta-glucosaminyl-derivative 4-beta-N-acetylgalactosaminyltransferase activity. The coding region runs from base 318 to 1355 and encodes 345 amino acids.
GCAAGAGUGUGUACUUCGUGUGAAGUGAGAAAUGGAACAUCGUCUGCUAGACUCCGUAUUGUACGCUGCUAGAAUCUGUGUAGAACUAGGCUACUGGAAAGUAGAUCGAAAUCAAGUAGCAGAACUGAAGAAGUUAAGUCAAAGCUGGAGAAACAAGCCCAUGGAGCAGUAGAUCUACACAGUGAGAAGUGAUGAAAGAGGAAAAAAGGUGGACAGUCUGAACAUCACAUGUCAGUAUGGUUGAAACAGUUUACCAGCAACUCUACAAAAUUGAGAUUUCCUAGUCACUGUCCAAGUUUGAGAUAUGCUCUUCAGAAAUGGGGAAAGGAAGCACUUUUUGGCUUCUUAGCCUGUUCAAAAGAAAACAGUGGCUGUGUUUAUUUGCUGUCUUCCUCUUGAUCAGUUUUAUUAGUUCUCUCAUCUACACAUUGCAGAAAAACAGUAAUUAUACAAAAUUAAAGCUAGGAUCUCUGUCACAAGCAUUUUAUCUCAGAGUUUCACAUCAUCUUGAAAACUGUGUUUACGAAUUGAAUGAUACUACAAAAGGACCAAUUAAAGCAGACACCAGAUUGAUUCUUAAGUAUGAAGAGAUACGAGAGGACCUGUCACACAGUCUCAAGCUUGGUGGACACUUUAGUCCCACAUCUUGCAAAUCGAAACAUAAAGUCGCUGUCAUUGUUCCAUUCAGGGAUAGAGAAGUGCAUCUUAAAAUAUUUCUCAUUCACAUGCAUCCAUUUCUUCAGAGACAAAACAUAGAAUACAGUAUUAUCAUAGUAGAGCAGGAAGCUGGUGUUCCUUUUAACCGAGCUCUUCUGCUGAAUGUGGGUUUUGUGGAGGCUUUAAAGAUUCAUGAUUUCACUUGCUUUGUUUUUCAUGAUGUGGACCUUUUGCCACUGGAUGACAGAAUCCUGUACACAUGCAGUGAUGAGCCUGUCCACUUGAGUGCUACCAUAGACAGCCAUGGAAAUAAGUUGAUGUACCAGAAUAUAUUUGGUGGAGCUUCCAUGAUGACCAAAGACAUGGUUGAGAAAGUAAAUGGGUUUUCCAAUCUUUAUUUUGGUUGGGGUGGUGAGGAUGAUGACAUGUCUUACAGGGUUAGGAGUCAUGCCAUGAUGAUAGUUCGUUAUGCUCCUGAAAUAGCCAAGUAUACAAUGAUGCGACAUGCCAAAGAAAAUCAAGAAGACAGAACUAGUCUUUUCUCUUCAAGUAAGAAAAGAAUCCAUCAUGAUGGUUUGAACACAUUGAACUAUCAGCUGUUAGAACUUAAGCUUCUCCCAUUGUAUACAUGGCUGUAUGUUAGAGUAAAUAUGACACAGAUGUUAGACAACCCAUAUUUAUAUAACUCUAGUAGUUGAAAGAAUGGCUGCUUUCAUAUCUUGUACUUUCUAUGGAAUAAGUUCAAAGCAAUAAAUGGAUGAAAUAUUACAUUAGUUAAAAGAAGACCUUUAGAAGAUGUCAAUUUAUAUUGUAAAAAAUGUGUUUAAAUAAUUUGAAUAGCAAACUACCCUAAAUCAGUUUUAUCUGGCCAUAGUUUAAAACAGCUUUGGUAUAUAUAUUGUUACGAUUCUCUCCUAAUCAGGCCUUCUGUAAACACUGCUAAACACAACACAUCAACACAUCAAGAACUUGACAACAAGGCUCCAAAUAAUCUGGUACUUUAAUAAGGGUCAAAUAAAACAGCCAAUAUAACACAAUUGGCAACACGAUCAACUACUACAAAGUUAGACUGUAUAUCACUGUACUAAACUCAUAACUCUACUGUCUCUUCCUGGACUCGUACGUUUCUUUGGAGGACUGCACCAGGACUGACUUCAUGGUCGAAUAACAGUCCCGGUCUUAACGCUCUCUGGUCUUGAACUGCCGCUUUCUUACACACUGUGUCUCUGGUCUGCGCAGGCUUAUGAUCAGAUGACCAUAACAUGGGUGCUAUUCACUUGCAAAGUUCAUGCCAGUACUGUCCCUUGCCUUUCAAUAUAGCCCACUAAACUGUAUUACUGGCCUGUGUCACCUAUGUCAGCUAAUCACACACAGUUAACUCAUUUGCGCCGCGAAUAGGGUUAUAACAAUAUUGUUGUGUAUGUAUAAAAAAUAUUUUUAACAUUGUGAUAAACAUGUUUUUUUUGUUUUGUUGAACUGUAUGUUUAGUUCCUUUUUUUUUAAACACAUGUACAGUUUGAAAAAAUGAAUGUUAUUGUAAAAUUUAUAAAUGUAGUUGUUUCAAUGUAUGAAAAUGUUUACUCUACUUUGAUAAAAACAUCUUGCUGUAAUGAUUGCCUUAUUAACAUGAAUUUAUGCUGUAAUUAUUGCCUUAUUAACAUGUAUUUUUGCUAAGAGCUAAUAUAAUGGUGUUAUUGUUUUGAUAUGCAACAUGUUAAUUAUUUAUAAGUUUAUUUUUAAAACUUAUAAAAUAUUUGUACUUGUUGCUGGAGAUAAUCAAUUAUAUAGUAUUAUAUGGUAUAUGAUUAUAUAAUCUCUUAAAUGUUAUUAUAUAGGCCUAUAUGCUAAAAAAUGAAUUUUGAUUUUGCUAAUAAUAUAAAUCUAUGUCCCUGCUGCAUUAGUUAAUAGGCCUAUAAGACCCUCAAUCAAUGUAUAUAUUGAUAUAGGCCUCUGGCUCUAAACAAAGCACUGUGUAUAAUCUAUAGCUAAAUAAACAUUGUAUUUUAUUGUUCAAAAUUUAAAUAUCUUUUCAUUAAUACCUAUGUUGAAUUUUUGUUUUCUAAUGAGUUUGAAUAAAACUU